Molecule: messenger RNA, 657 nt
Organism: Penicillium chermesinum
Lineage: Eukaryota; Fungi; Ascomycota; Eurotiomycetes; Eurotiales; Aspergillaceae
Exons: 3
Coding region: 1-657 (218 amino acids)
Source: RefSeq, a predicted model, not a curated record
AUGGCAUCAUUCGUUAUUCUCUGGGCCGUUGCCAUUUUUGUGACCGGCACUCUGAACUGCAUCCCAGUCAACAAAUUCUGGGAUCCCUCGAUCCAGGGUUACUGCAUUGACUCAGCAACAUUUUACUAUGGGAUGCAAAUCCCCAAUAUCUUGUCCGAUCUGAUCAUCCUUCUCAUGCCAGUUAAGGUGGUCAUACAGCUUCCCGUGGCUAGGUCUCAGAAAUUUCUUCUCUCGGCAGUGUUCUUGGUCGGGGGCUUAACGUUGGUCUUCGAUAUCGUGAGACUCUGGGUUAUGAUUGGACUCACGCAUUCCGGGCCCGACAUCACUUACCAGCAAGCCCCUGUUGCCAUGUGGACUUGCCUUGAAGGUGCCGUGGCUAUUGUUGGUGCCUGUCUUCCGAACUUCAGACCUUUGUUCCGUUUCAGCCAAAGGGGAUUCUGGUCUCAGCUCCGGUCGUCCGGUCAACAAUCUGGAAAGACUCUUCUGAACUCCAACACUACGAAUACCACCAGCACGACCGUCACGUCUCCCACGAGCGGGUCACAGUGGAGCGCCAACUUGAAGAAGCCGAGCUUAAUGUCUCAUGUUACCGAGGACGGAACACAAGGUAUCGAGAUUCAUCGAUACAGCAAAUAUACUGAGGGCGAAUCGAAGUAA